Messenger RNA from Cydia amplana, 3628 nucleotides. RefSeq names its product cell division cycle and apoptosis regulator protein 1-like. Bases 66 to 3611 code for a protein of 1181 amino acids. Gene Ontology annotation, cellular component: nucleus. Gene Ontology annotation, biological process: regulation of DNA-templated transcription. Lineage: Eukaryota; Metazoa; Arthropoda; Insecta; Lepidoptera; Tortricidae. The transcript has 16 exons. The record is from RefSeq and is a predicted model, not a curated record.
AACGUUUUAAAUGUUAUUGCUGUUAGUUACGUGAAAAGUGCUACUUUUUAUUGAUCUAAGUGAAAAUGCAGACCGGCAGCGGGGCUAAAAACCCGCCAUGGGCGCGAUCAAACGUGAAUACAAAUAUGACCGGCAUGAACACGCAAAUCAUGGACCCUAACUCUAUGAUGACACAACAGGGUAUGAUGCCAUUCCAACAAACUCCGGCUGUGUUUAACCCGAGUAUGAUGCAAGCUCAGAGUGGCAUGUCCAUGCCAAUGGCAGGGCAAAUGCAAAUGAAUCAAAUGACUCAAGGUCAAAUGUAUCCGGGCAAUGUCGUUGCGUACCCGACACCACGUGCUAUGAACCCGGGAAUGUAUCAAAACAGCUCAUCCGGCGGCACGGCGCCAUCCAGCGAGCAGAGGGUGUUCACAGGAACUGUAACAAAGACUCACAACGACUUCGGCUUUGUCGAUCACGAUGUCUUCUAUCAAACUUCCGUGUGCGCUAAGGGCAUCAUUCCAAAAGUAAACGACAGAGUUCUGGUGGAGGCAAACUACAACCCAAACAUGCCGUUUAAGUGGAACGCGACCAGAGUCCAGGUGCUGCCUAAAAACGGGCCUGGUAACCAGAAGCAGAACCCCCCAAAAAGCAACAACUAUAAUGCCGUACCACCACCUUCGGGCGAUAGACAGUCUAACAGGAAGGACCGUAUGCAGAGACCCAGAGAUAACAGAGAUGUCAGAGACAGAGAUAACAGGAAACGCUCAAGAACCAGAAGCCGCUCGCGCUCAAGGAAUGUCCACGACAACAGGGUAAACAGGAGAGACUCACCGCCCCGCAAGCGCCCCGUGAUUCACCAGCCUUCUCCUGUCAAAUAUGUAGUCAGGGUGCCACGUAUGCCGUUGGACAUUGAGAAGCUAGAUGUCCCAGCGCUGUCUCAAAGGUACACUAACAUGUACGUGCCGUCUGACUUCUUCAACGCCCAAGUGAAAUGGGGAGAGACAUUCCCACCACAGUCUCCGCUGUCGCUCAACAACCCGUGUCAGUACUACAUCAUGAACAAGGAUAUCGACAAUCCGCUUGGCAAUGACGCCAUUUUGGAACCUCCUGAUGCGGAUUACAGAUUUUCAGCAAAGGUGAUGUUAAUCAGCAUGCCAACGCUGGAAUCACUUUACCAGAAAUGUGGGCUGACUAAAGUAGAUGAGAAAGACAAACGCUCCACCAAUUCCAAAACUCCCUUGCACCCUACCCGUCUGAUCAAGUUCCUUGUUGGCCAGAAAGGAAAAGGUGGUGAAAAUUUUGCUAUAGGUGGACCAUGGAGUCCUUCUCUGGAUGGCGACAACCCUCAAUCUGACCCCAGCGUCCUGGUCAAAACCGCCAUACGCACCUGCAAGGCCCUGACUGGAAUUGAUUUAUCUAACUGCACCCAAUGGUACCGAAUGGUGGAGUUUUACUACUGGCGCGAGGGCAGCAACGGCAAGUCGCGGCUCGAGUGUGUGGUGUUGUUCCUGCCCGACGUGUGGUCGGCGCAGCCUUCGCGUAUCGAGUGGGCCAACGUUCAGGAGACAUAUAAGACCGCCUGCGACAACGCGAUAAGGAACCUCGACAUCGUCGCGGCCGAGGUGGCGGCCGCGCCGACGCCCGCAGCCGCCGAGCCCGCUCCGGCACCUGCACUCGCCCCGGACGCUGCACUCGCCCCGGAGGCUGCGACAGCGGACAAAUCCAAAAUUGAUACGCCAAGCCACGAUGACAGUACUAUAACCAUAGAUGAGAAUGACGAUGAUGAGGACAGGCCUGAGCCGACACAUUAUUCCAAGAUCGAUUUGAGGACCAUUAAAGUUGAUCAACUGCGCCAAGAGCUGAGAGCUCGUAAUGUCAGCUGCAAAGGCCUGCGUGCUCAACUGGUGUCCCGUCUUUCUAAACUGGUCAAGCAGGAAGAAGAAAAAGAUACCAAAGGCGACGAGGUGGAAGUCCUAGACGACGAGGCAGAACCUGAGAAAAAGGACAAGCCUAAACAAGAAGACUCCAUCGAGAUACCCGACGACAAGGAUGAGGCGCCUAAAGCGGAAAAGGAAGACAAGAAAGAGGAAAAGACGGAGAAAAAGGAGGAAAAAGAGAAAAAGGAGGAAAAAGAGAAAAAACCGCCACCAAAGUCUGAGAAGGAAAUUGAACAGGAAUUGAAAAGGCUGGAGAAAGAAAGGCAGACGCUAAAGUCGCGUUACGAAGUGCCGAAUACCCCCCACAUUCUCGUGCACCCGUCGGCGACGGCCAAGGGCGGCAAGUUCACCUGCAACAUCGCCACUCUGUCGUUCCUGCUCGACUACCGCAUCACUGACAACAAGGAGCACAGCUUUGAGCUGUUCGUGUUUGCCGAGCUCUUGAACGAGAUGCUUAUGCGAGAUUUCGGCUUCUACAUUUACAAGACGCUUUACACUUUGCCCGAAAAAGUCGAGGAAGUAAAGGAAGUCAAAGAAAAAGAGAACAAGGAAGUUAAAGACGAAAAGAGUGCUGACAAAGCUGAAAAGAAGGAUGACAAAAAGGAAGAUGAGAAGAAAGAUGACAAAAAGGAAGAUAAGAAAGAGGAUAAGAAGGAGGAAAAGGACAAAAAAGAUGACAGACGCGAGGCUUCACGGCGGCGCGACCGACGGGGGUCUGCCAGCGACGACGAGCGCAGCACCUCUCCCCGGCGUCGCAGCCGCGGCGUGGAACUGCCUCCCGACCCCUACCUACUUCUCUCGCUCGUGUACUUCGACACGGCCCGCGGCGGACAAGUCACCAAGAAGGACCUGCAGAACCUCUUCAUGAGCUUAGGGCUCCAGUUGUCGCGCUCGCAGAUACGCAGCGUGCUUGAGAAAGUUUGCAUCAAGGACACUUUCAGUUACAAGAGCCUUAUCCAGUCCAUCAAGGAUCUUGUGGCUGGCUCACACGAGGCGAUGCAAGACCUGCCCCUCGAUACCGCGGUCGUUCCUCAGGAGGUGCCGUCUCACAUCGCUGAACUAGAGGCCGGAAUUGCAGCGGGUAAUCGAGAGCUGCUGCCGGUGUUCAACAGACCUGCCGAAGGCGAAUCCACCUCUAGCGAAACUAAGGACGUCAGCGAUAAGGGUGUGGUGGUGUACAAGUCGCGCGUGAUCGACCUGGGCGCGUGGGUGGCGGCGGAGGCGCGCAACGCGGCGACGCGGUCGCGGCUCGAGGCCGCGCUGGAGGCGACGCGCGCGCAGCUGCAGCGCGCGCGCCAGGCCGCCGCGUCGCGCCAGCAGGCCGAGCGCGGCGCCACCGCGCAGCUGCAGGACCUGCAAGACCAGCUCGCCGCCGCCCGCGCCCGCCUCACCUCGCUCCAGGCCAGCUCCAAGAUUUUCCAUUCCGCCUUGAAAAGCAUCCAGUCUAAAGUAGAAGCCGUCGUUAAUAUCAAGUACGAGGACGACGACGUCGUCGAAGUUGUGAACGGACCGUCAAAGUAUGAAAAAUUGCCAAAGAAAGAGGAAGUUACUAAACAAGAGGAGCUAGAUGUGAAAUCAACUAUAAAAGAACAAGAAAUCCCCACAAGUACGGAAGUUGAUUCUUCAAGCCAGGAAAAAGAUACUAAUGACAUCAUUACUACAGAGAACAUGGAUAUUGAUGAUAAGGAAUAAACCAGUUAUUAGUCUUA